This is a messenger RNA of Mycena citricolor, 3808 nucleotides long. Lineage: Eukaryota; Fungi; Basidiomycota; Agaricomycetes; Agaricales; Mycenaceae. The record is from the annotation of a GenBank genome assembly.
CGUUCCUCCAGCUCCUGAAGCUCAACGGUCGGCUCUUUCCGCCCUUAUGCCCACCGUCCCAUCCGUAUCUCCAGCGACAGGUCAACCGACAACACCGUCGUUUAUCCAUACGAUAGACUGCAAUUUUGUCGAUAAUGCUGGGCGCACAUUACUACUUCGUGGGAUCAACCUCUCAGGUUCCUCGAAGGCGCCUGUAGGUAGCCCUUCUUACAGCGGAGAAGGUUUUUGGGACACUGCGGAAGCAGGCGGAAUGUCUUUCGUGGGUCGGCCUCUCAAUCUGGACGAUGGUUCGGCGGACGUGCACUUGGCCCGACUCCAAGGCUGGGGAUUCAAUCUUCUGCGGUUCCCUGUCACAUGGGAGGCAUUAGAGCAUGAAGGCCCUGGCAAGUAUGACUUUGAAUUCAUGGACUACACGGUGCGCGUCCUCCGGAAAUGCAAAGAGUACGGGUUCCGCGUGUACAUGGAUCCUCACCAGGACACCUGGUCCCGCUUCUCUGGGGGCUCUGGUGCCCCAUUCUGGACGCUCGCUGCAUGUGGCAUAAACCCUCGCAAUAUCACCGCUACCCAGGCUGCCAUUAUACAUUGUGAAUAUCCUCAAGCUCUCGCUCCUGAUCCCGCAUCUCUACCAGCCAUGAUCUGGUCCACCAACUAUGGUCGUCUCCUCUCCCAAACACUGUUUACGCUUUUCUUCGCUGGUCGUGACUUUGCUCCCAAAUGCAUCAUCGACGGACAAAACAUCCAGGAUUAUCUCCAGUCACACUACAUCGCCGCAAUGGGUCUGUUAGCAGAUCGAAUAGCGCUCGCCGGUGACCUUGUUGAGGAUUGUGUGAUUGGAUGGGACAGCAUGAACGAGCCUGCCGAAGGCCUUUGUGGGUGGAAGGAUCUGAAUUUGAAUCCGCCUGCGCAAGGCUCCACACUGAAGAAAGGAUCGUACCCGACGCCUAUCCAAAGCUUCAGACUCGGAAUGGGCCAAGCACAGACAACCGAACACUGGAUUUUUGGGACAUUCGGCCCGUCGCGUGACGGCAAUGUAACUAUCGAUCCCAAAGGCCGGAGCGUUUGGGCAGAUCCAGGCGACGAGCCCGAUGGACGGCAUCCCAUAUGGGGCUGGAGACGUAGUCCAAGUUGGCCACUGGGCAUCUGCAUCUGGGCAUUGCAUGGUGUAUGGGACGUGGAGACUGGCUUUCUGAUGCUUCCGCAAUACUUUUUAUCUCUUCCCGGUGAGGACUCUCCUGUCGAGUUUCUCGAAGACUACUGGAAACCGCAUUUCCUCAAAUUUGGGGAGCGAAUUCGCAACUCGCAGCCGGAGGCUAUUUUGUUCGUGCAACCUCCGGUCUUCGCCCAGCCGCCUUCCGUCGAUGCCAGUCUUCUGAAAGGCCGUUGUGCUUAUGCACCACAUUACUAUGAUGGACUGACGCUGAUCACGCGACACUGGAAUUGGUUCAAUGCUGACGCACUCGGCCUUUUGCGGGGGAAGUACAGCUCAACGCUCCAGGCAGUCAAGAUCGGCUCGGCUGCCAUCAGAAACUCGUUGCGUGAGCAGCUUGGCAUCCUCAAGGCAGACUCGCAGCUUGUUGGCCCGUAUCCGACUGUUUUAGGCGAGAUCGGAACCCCGAUGGAUAUGGACGGGAAACGGGCUUAUUACGGAGACAGCAAGGGAAGGGGCAUUGGCGACUACUCUCAGCAAGAGAAGGCUCUCGAUGCGAGUCUGAACGGCGCCGACGGGGUCAACAGCUUGAACUGGACAAUGUGGUCGUACUGUCCCGAUUCGGUCCAUGAAUGGGGCGAUGGUUGGAACAUGGAGGAUCUCAGUGUCUGGUCAUUUGAUGAUCUUCCGGACUCGGUGAAGCGUGCCAACAGCGUGUAUGGGAUGGGUGCCGGCAGUGCUGCCACCCUUGGUGGAGGGUACGGAAGCGAAGCUCCUUUGAUCAUGCGCAAGAAGACCGGCUCAGCCACAGAAACUGUGCGCACUGCGGCAACCUCAUCCGUUUCCCUGACUUCGAUGCACGCCACGAAACUCGUCGGCGGGCCGGAGGGUGCCGGUUGGCGGCCUGGCGUGUCCUCGUACGAGUUUCUAACAGCUGGAGCUCGGGCAGUGCGUGCUUUCUGCCGUCCUCGGCCUGUCAAAGUCGUCGGUGUAAUCAAGGACAUGUCAUUCGAUAUCGCAAGCUCCGAGCUCAAAGUGGUCGUGAGUGUUGGGUCAAACGACACCUUGCCGGAUGACGAGCUGGCCACGGAAAUCUUCGUCCCCCUUGUCCACUACCCGCAUCCUGCACUGCUUGACCCCAGUGCAUUUACAGACAGCGUCGACAGUGCGAGUAUCGCAGAGCCAACCCAGUCCCUUGCUCACGAGCGUUCGACCAGCGAGAAGACGGACGCAGGUAUGAGCCCAGAGGAAAUGGAGCGAGUCCCAGUCCUCCCAUCGGAAACGAUGACAGCCAGCACCAGCAGUGCAGGCACUGUCAUAUUCAGCGCCAAGGACAUGACCAUCAAAGAGGCUGCUGGUCGGCCAUUGGUUGACCUGGACGUUUCCGUCAGUGGGGGUCGUUGGGCUGUGAAAGAUCAGAUACUGCGCUGGUGGUACCCUGUUCCUUCCGAUGGCCAAGCAGAUGAGACAUACACGAUCACCAUCCGGCGUCGUGGGGGAGCUGUCAACGUUGCUUCAGAGCUGGGAUGGGCAGAUACUCUGUGCCCUGAGGGAGGGCCAGGCUGCGUGAUCAUGUAACAGCUCAAGACUCGGACACGAUUAAUUUAUGAUAUCACGACCCAUGUCCUUCACGUUUCUCAUUUGUAUCCACUACCAUAAAUCUCCUUUUGAAAGCACGCCUGCAUUUCCAUUGAACACAAACAUAACACAACGCGGAUGGUUGUGACCGUGUCACUUACUUUUCGCCAUCAUGGCAGGCGCGUCGCGGACAGAACUACUGCAAUGGCUCAAUGAGCUACUCCAGCUCAAUUAUACGAAAGUCGAACAAUGUGGCGCCGGCGGAGCGUACCUCCAGGUUCUUGACAGCAUCUACCUCGAUGUCCCCAUGGCUCGAGUGAAGAUGAACGCGAAGCAUGAAUAUGAAUACCUCGCCAAUUUCAAGAUUAUGCAGAAUGUCUUCAAGUCGCACAAGAUCGACAAACCGAUCCCUGUAGAGCGCCUGGUCAAGUGUAAGAUGCAGGACAACCUCGAGUUCCUGCAAUGGCUCAAGCGAUUUUGGGAGGCCAACUAUGCUGGUGGAGAAUACGAUGCUGUGGGACGACGCAAGGGUGUGGCAGCAGAUCCACCAGCCACGCUUGCACCCGCGAGGACUGGUGGAUCGGGCGGGCUCGCGGCAUCUCACGCUCCGGCACGGGCGGGCGGCCGCACACCCGUCAGCGGCCACAGGUCCGGUACACCGAGCGAUGCGGCUGUUGCUGCUCUCAACACACAAGUCCGGGAACUUACGCAACAUCUCGAGGGAUUAGAGAAGGAGCGUGAUUUCUACUUUGAGAAGCUCCGCGAAAUCGAGAUCCUUGUACAACAAAAGAUGGAGGCUGACGAGGCUGCUGGCAUACCCGAGGACCCAACGUCGCGUGAGAUUCAAAAGAUCUUGUACAGUACCGAGGACGGAUUCGAGGUUCCGGAUCAGGAAGCAGUUCCUGAAGAAGAGGAAACGUUCUAGUCCCAGGCCUAACACUGCGUUCGAGGCAAGUUCUCGCCCUUCUCCAAACAUCGAUAUUUCUCACCGUUCUCAAGUAUUCCGUUCUCGAGUAACUACGACGUACCUGCUCACAUUGUUCUUGCCUACACAUUGCAUUCAUGGUCGACAAUUCUUUUCGA